Kwoniella botswanensis is the source of this 2292-nucleotide messenger RNA. RefSeq lists its product as uncharacterized. The coding region runs from base 1 to 2292 and encodes 763 amino acids. Gene Ontology annotation, molecular function: zinc ion binding; DNA-binding transcription factor activity, RNA polymerase II-specific. The transcript has 23 exons. Lineage: Eukaryota; Fungi; Basidiomycota; Tremellomycetes; Tremellales; Cryptococcaceae. The record is from RefSeq and is a predicted model, not a curated record. Gene Ontology annotation, biological process: regulation of DNA-templated transcription.
AUGGGAAGUCCAUCGGAUGACUUUGAUUUCACGGCUCUGCGUUCUGAAGCGGGGCCGAUCAGGGUCAGCCAGAGACAGCCUGCAAGCUGUACGGAGUGCACACGACGGAAGACGCGAUGCGAUAAAAAGGAGCCGUGUACCAAUUGUCGUACCCGUGGUGUACCCGAAAAAUGUCGAAUCGAGCGAGUCAUACCUACCAAGCAACUAAACGCGGCUGCAAAUUUGAAACUCUUGAAGAAUGAUGUUCAAGCCUUCAGAACCAAUGUUGAGAAGCGAGUGACCGACUUGGAGACGCUGGUCAAGGGUCUCAUCGCUGCUCAAAGCCCUGAUAAGCUGGUCCACGAAGUGCAAGGAUGUUCCACGGGAUCCCCCAUUCCGUCUAUGUCUACAGAUCAGUUUAGCGAUGACGGAUCACCUCAAGGAGAUAAUGAUGGAGCCGAUGCAGCGGCUACCCUUGAAUUCCUCGCUAUCGGUAGGGUGCGCGCCGCCUCCCCGGAGGGCUUACAGGAGGAUAUUCGCUGGGCUUCAGGGAUGGCCGAAGAACAGGCCCCUCAAGAGACCCAUUUUGAUUCUUCGCCAUCCAGUAUGACCUUUCCUUUGGCUGACCCAGCACCGUCCACUGGUAUUCUCUCUUCUUCGGCCAAUUUUGGUUUAUCGCGAUCUCCGCGACCGCUUCGUCAACGUCUAUCAGCAGCUCGUCAGAAGGUCAGAGACGAAAUAAUAUCUACCUUGCCAACCCCUGAGCUUGGAAAAAUGCUUGUGCAGUUCGACAUCGAGCAUGUAGCGUGGACACACUGUUGCUAUCAUGGUCCGACCUUUCAGAGCGAAAGUGAACUGUUCUGGUCUGAACUGGGCGUUCCAGGCGUGGAGAUCAAUUGGUCCUUUUUGGCUCUUCUGCUCGGAGUUAUCAUGUCAGCCGCGUAUCACUUACCGCCCGGGAUAUUCCGUACCCUCUUUCCGGGCCAAACACCUAUAGAACUCAUGAACAACUGGUUUGACGCUUCUCUUCUAUGUCUUCAAGAAGCCGAUUGGAUGCGAUCACACAGCCUCAAAUCACAUCGGCAAAGCGGAUCUCUAUUUCACGCUCUUGGGAGCAGCAGUGAGAGUGGCGCAAGGCCUCAAUCUACACCGGCUUGGACCCGACUCGCCUCUACAUUACCAGUCGGAGGAUGCGAGAAUUGUCAUUGCAAGAGAAACGCCUUUCAUGCGGCUUUCAAUGGUUCUUGCUCAAUAAAUCAAGCUCAAUUCAAUACUCCACCUCCUUUACACUGCAUAGAUAGUCGGCUGGGACUGGGUACUCAACAGGCUGUUGUUCCAUUGGACGUCCCAACUACAGACUCGCACGUCAGCCAGUUAUACAAGGUCGCUUUGCAAGUCAACAAAGCUUAUUCAGAAACCGAUCAUCUCUCGCCAAUUCAGUAUGAUACUCUACUGGAAAUUGACCACGAUAUGCAGAAUAUUCGAGCAGAGGCACCUGCUUGGAUGCGGGAUGAGAAUUAUCCUCUGUCACCUGAUAUGCCAGCUUGGGUAGAUUGGCAGCGCAAAGCAUAUAUGCUAUCGGCAGCCCAUAAAGUCAUUGUGCUUCACCGACCCUAUCUUGGCCGAGCCAUUCGCGGUGAUCUUCGCUAUGCUCGUUCUCGAGAGACAUGUUUAGAACAUGCAAAAUUGAUAUUAGGCAUCUUCAAACGUUGCUCCACGCCGCAAUUCCGAGCGACAUGGACUGUCUUGGUACAUGCAGUCGCCGCCAGCCUCGUCAUAAUUCUUGAUGCUGCUCAACAGACGGAACCGGUGGUAUCAGUAGGUAUUGAAAUGGUCCAAGAAACCCUACAAAUACUGCUAGGAUUGAAGGAUGUUUCCAUGAUUGCUCAAAAAGGAGCUCUAGUGCUAGCGGCACUCGUAGACAGGUCCACACAGCUCGCUUCUACUCAAACUGGGUUGACGGGAAAUAAGAAUCGAAAGGACAGGACAGGGUUUACAGGCCGAGCUGAAACCGAACUCAACAGGGCUCUGGCUAUCUUCCAUCGCACGCAUCUGCCUAAAUCUCCCACUCCGAUCAUUAUGCAUCGACUUCCGCAAACUUGUUCGCUCUCCUCAGACACGAAUUGGUUAGGAGAUUUUGGGGCUUUCCCUCCGAGUUCUGGGAUUCGGGGACAGAUACUGUCACAAGAUGAUACGUUUGAAGCUAUGAGUCAAUCGACUGGACCAUUUGAUCCAUUUUUCGGAUUCUCGCGGCCUGAAUGGGAAACCUUGGCUUCAACAGCUUUGGAAUUGGAUGACUUAGUAGUUCGUUAG